Messenger RNA from Papaver somniferum (opium poppy), 1212 nucleotides. Its product is annotated as NKAP family protein CG6066-like. NCBI's taxonomy places the organism in Eukaryota, Viridiplantae, Streptophyta, Magnoliopsida, Ranunculales, Papaveraceae. The record is from RefSeq and is a predicted model, not a curated record. The coding region runs from base 241 to 915 and encodes 224 amino acids. The transcript is spliced from 5 exons.
CUGGAUCACGGUAUCUUCCUUCCCUUCACUCUCUCCCUCUCUCUAAAAUCCCUUCAAAACCUCUUCUUCUUCAUCAUCAACUCUGUCUUCCUUUCUCCGUGAAUCAUUAUUGAAUUAAGGAAUAACGAAAACCCAAUCUUAAUAUCUCAGUCCCCCAAAAAUUCAUUAUCUGUAUCACCCAAUCAUUUUUCUCCCUUUGAAUUAACUUAGAAACUAGGGUUUGUUUGUGAGUUUAAAAAAAUGGGGAAAAAUCAAGCUUAUAAAGCCAUGCAAAAAGCUAGAUUGGGUUCUGGUUCUGGUGGUCCUGAUGAAGUUGCUGAAGAUGGCAUGAUUGAUGGUUCUUUUCAUUCACCAGAGUGGCAUGCUGCUCGUUUGGCCAGCCUGAAAACUUCUCACACUGUAACCUGGGAAGAGUACAAGAAGAAACAGAAGGAAGAUGAGCUGAAAAGAGGAGAACUGGAGGCUGAUAAAGAUAAAAUGAUGCGGGAGUACAGGGCCCAGCUAGAUGCCGAAAGAGCAAGCAAACUUGCCCAUGGGAGAAAUCAUUCCAGCAGCAAAUCUAGCCAUAAGAAGGAUAGGAAGGAGAAGGAUUUGAAGAAAAAGAGCAGCAGCAGCAGCAAGAAGAGAAAGCGUUCGAGGAGGAGAUCAUCCGAUUCAAGUUCGUCUUCAGAGUCAUCUAGUAGUAGCAGUGAGGACGAGGAGAGAGAACCACGAAGAUCUAAAUCACGGUCAAAGAGAUCGAAAAGCAGUAGCAGUGAGGACGAGGAGAGAGAAUCACGAAGAUCUAAAUCACGGUCAAAGAGAUCGAAAAAGGAGAAAAGGCACAGAUCAAGAAGAAAGGAAUCCAGCGAUAGUGAAGAGGAAUCUGAUGGUCCCUUGCCGCUCUCUAAGUUCUUUGGCAAUGGGAAGUCCUAACUUAUAUCCAGAGACUUUCUGCUACUUGGCGAAGAGUGUAAGAUGGAAGGGCUCCAUCAGUUCUCAAUAAGUCGAUUAUUUCUUUAUCUAUCCUCUCUUUUUGUUGGAUGAAAACCGAUCCUCAUCGAAGAUAUUAGCUUGUAUUUUGUUCCGUCUUUUCCUUCUGUUACAAAUUCACAAUAGAUCCUAGUGAUUAUGGUGAGCACUGGAUUAACAACUUUGUAAAAUACCACCAGUACCAUACUAUGUUAUUAAACCAUCUUCUGUAGAAUAAUUUGAAAAAAUUUCUUCAGACUU